UCCGGGGGGCCCUUAUAUUGAAUUUUUGCCUCAACUUGUAUCGCGCGGCUUUGCAAUGUUUUGCACCAAGCCUUGUUUGACGGCGCCGGGCGCUAGCACAAUCUAUGCGCACGCGCUUCCACAAUGGGCACUUUGACAUGCUUCCGGCAAGUUCGCCUCCGCCUUGGGGCAGGACCCGUGUGGCACAUAUGGCCUUCUGCCACACGCUUUGCGAGGACCUCAUCCUUAGAGCGGCAGGCUGAGAAUCCUUUUCCGGAGCUCAAGACGAAGGAUCCCAAGCAGACAAGUGGUUCCAGCAGGUCUUGGGACGACGACACUGAAUGGGAAGCUGCUCUUGAGAAGGCCUCGGGCAAACCGUCCAAGAAGGCCAGGCUGCCGCGUGGACCAAAGGACGAUUUGGGUGACUUCAUCCUGUCCCUGACAGUGAGACGAAGAAAGACUGGCUACGCACUUCUGCGCUUUCAGGAUCUGCAUCCUUUGCAGUUUGGGCUGGUGGACGUGUCAAAGCACGGCAAAGAUGAGGCCCAGCAGAAGGCGCUGGAAAUCGCGGCGUUCCUGCGGGAGCUUCGCAAGGUGGCACCACAGAAGCUGCUGCAGCUGGCAGCCGAUGGUGAGGAGAUGGACACUUUGGAGCUGGAGUCGCACAACAGGAAAUGGAAAUGGAUUGUGGCCCUGGAUGACUCUACAAUGGACAAGGGUGCUCCAGUCAAUGUUCGGGAGGAUCAAGCCCAGCGCACGGUCUCCAUGUUGCAGGGCUUGCUGAUCUCGGAUUGCAAGAGGAUCUUCAAGACUGCACCGUAUGUCCUCAACCCUCGGAGGAGCCGCCAGCGGCUUGGAGUCCGUGGAGGACCCAGCCCCCAAGUCAGGAAAGAGAUCUUCGAGGAAGCCUGCCAAGAGGUGGCAGAUUUUCCUGUGGUGCGCUAUGGCAGUGGAACCGUCUCAGAAGACACCUACCUCAUGUCGGACGCAUGGGCAACAGCUAGGCUGGCGCAACGUGUGGUCUUAUUGGCGCAAAAACGAGAAGAUCAAAAACUGAUGGCAAGGCUUCGAGAGCAGGCAAUGUCAUCGAAACAGAUCAAGAAGCUGAGCGAGGUGAUCUUGGAGUUGCACCCCAGGAAGGAGAGCAAAGAACUCUCCGAUGUGUUGGAGAAGAAGGUUGACCAGAUUGUUGAGGAGAACUUGUACAAGCUCCUUGACAAGGAAUUGGAGAGGAGGAGAAGCACACAAUCAGAGGUGGAGGAAAGGUAGAGAUGGAGGGCUGCGAGAAAAGACGGCGCCUGCGGGCCGAUGGGG
Durusdinium trenchii is the source of this 1293-nucleotide messenger RNA. The record is from the annotation of a GenBank genome assembly. Lineage: Eukaryota; Dinophyceae; Suessiales; Symbiodiniaceae.